ACAAUCAAUUCAAAAUAAUCAGUUUAUGUUAACGUUCAAAAUUAAUAAUGUGUAAUAUUUUUUAGGCAUUACCCUAUCUAUUUUCAAAACGUAGAAUCCGAAAUUAAAAUAGAACCCAUAGAAGAAAUAGAGGUAAAAGAGGAAUUCUUUGAUACGGAUGCAAAAUUGGGAUUUUCUUGUACAGUAUGCCAUGAACAAUACAGGACAAAAUCUCAACUCAUUAUGCAUAACCAAAUUCACGAAGUUAAAGCAGUUAACACUAACUAUUCUAACGACUUUAUAAACUGUAAAGAAGAACCUCAGUCGCUUGCAGAAAUUUCAGAUCAUGUUAUAUCAAAUCAACAAUAUUGCAAGAUAUGUAAUGAGUGCUUUCCUAACGAUUUGGUUUUAGCAGCACAUAUGGCCGAACAUAAUAAAGGUCUAAACAGAUUUUAUUGUCCGUAUUGUAAUUAUAAAACUAACGGCAUAAAAUAUUUGCGCACCCACUUAUUUGGUGUACAUUAUAAAGUUAAAGUGAGCGAAGAAAUUGAAAGUGGUAGUAAUCUGAUAGAAAAGAAAGCGAAACUUGAUUUAUACACGAAUUGUUUUGAAUGUACAGUAUGUCAUAAGAGAUAUCCUUUGAGAAAACAACUGUAUCUACAUAAUCGGGUACAUAAGGUAGAGGAAAAAGAAGCGGGGUAUACAGAAUCUAUUCCUCCUGGUUCUUUCACCUGUAAUUAUUGCAACGUUCAAUGCAAUACGCGUGAAAUAGCAGAUGAUCACAUUAAAUCUCACCAAGAAUCAUGUCAGAAAUGCAACCUGUCCUUUCCUAACGCCUUAAUUUUAGGCAUACACAUGGCUGACCAUUACCAAGACGACACUUUUCAUUGUAUCCACUGCAAUUAUAAAACUCUCUUUGCGCUGUACUUGAAAAGACACAUAUUCCGUAGUCAUUACAAAAAGAAAUCAUUCAAUUGUCACUCGUGCUAUGCUACGUAUUGUUCGAAACGUCAACUGAACGAACAUAUUCGAUUUCAUCACGAUCAUAUGGACCCAUAUGCUUGUGUAGUUUGCGAAAAAAAGUUUACCGUGAAAACCAGUUUUCGAAAACAUCAAAUUAAGAAACAUAGACCUUUAGUAGAUGGCGUCAUACCUUAAUAUUCAACAAAGUCACUCAUAUCCUAUAGUAAAAGGUGUAUGAAAAAGGAAAGUUAUAAAAAAUGGAAAGAAAAAUAAAAUCAUAUCAGCAUAAUAUCAAUGCAUUACUUAAUCAAAAUAAUUAAUACAAUUUAAAUAUAAUCUCCAAAUUUUGAAUUUAUUUUAUAUUUUUAAAU
Sitophilus oryzae (rice weevil) is the source of this 1313-nucleotide messenger RNA. RefSeq names its product zinc finger Y-chromosomal protein-like. The transcript has a single exon. Gene Ontology annotation, molecular function: RNA polymerase II transcription regulatory region sequence-specific DNA binding; DNA-binding transcription factor activity, RNA polymerase II-specific. Bases 223 to 1137 code for a protein of 304 amino acids. Gene Ontology annotation, cellular component: nucleus. The record is from RefSeq and is a predicted model, not a curated record. NCBI's taxonomy places the organism in Eukaryota, Metazoa, Arthropoda, Insecta, Coleoptera, Curculionidae. Gene Ontology annotation, biological process: regulation of transcription by RNA polymerase II.